AUGGAGGGAGAGGAGCGGGCCGGCAGGACACAGAAGGGGAGGCUGCAGCAGCACACUACCCUGCUGACCCAGAUGGAGCCCCCAGCGGCCAUGGCCACAGGGGCUGAGCAGGCCUCACAGAGGGCCAAGGGGUUCAAGAACCUUGCAGCUAUCCACUCAGUGCAGUCAGGCCCCGGUGCUGGGUCUCAGAGUUUUGCAGACAAGAACCUGCUACCCCUGACACCCCGGCAGCUGGCAGCAUUCCAGGAUGUCUUCAGACUGUUCAGCUCCGGCCCAGCAGGCACUGUGGACACGCGUAGCAUGAAGAUUGCCCUGCGCAAUGUGGGGAUCCACUUGAGCCCACAGGAGAUGUGUGAGGCUGUGCAGCAGGCAGACUUGGAUGGUGAUGGAACCGUAAGCUUCAAAGAUUUCCUGGCUGUCCUCACUGACAGCCACCGCCUUGCUCAGUGCUUACGCCAGGUGAGAAACAGCCAGGUCCGUGACCCCCAGAACCUGCAAACCCUGUUCUUAGAGAUGGUUUUCAAGCUGAUGAGGCAGGGCUUUGUGCCCUACAAGUCCACGCGGGAGGUGAUGAGCUACUACUCCAAGAAGCAGCAGGCUCUGCGGCUGACCGCAGGCUGCAAGAGCCCGGGCCGGUCCCGCAGCCAGGGCCACUCGCCACACGCUCAAGCGGGCCUCACCUUCUUCUGCCAGGCCAUGCGCCUCAGCGGCCUUACUGACGCCGAGCUGGCGCGCUCGCUGCAACGACUGCACAGAGCAGGUGCGCACAGCCCCUAUUCUCAGAUACCUAACCUGGCCGAGGGGACAUGGCCAGAACACAGGACAUGGAACCGGGCCUCGUGCCCCGAAGUCCGACUUCCCAAGCCCUACGCCUCCAAAUCCUACCCCUCCAGCCACUCCAAGCUCGGACCCAACCAGGGGCAGCGCAGCCAAGGGUUCGGGGACCAGCCAGUAGUGUAUGUGCACCCCUGGAAGCUGGCUCCCUCCCCACCAACGCUAGUGCAGAAGCAGCCCUUCCCUUCACCAGCCUGUUUGCAGAGACCUGCUAUGAAGAACUUGUACAAGUAA
Messenger RNA from Rhinolophus ferrumequinum (greater horseshoe bat), 1068 nucleotides. RefSeq names its product EF-hand calcium-binding domain-containing protein 3. The transcript is spliced from 9 exons. Lineage: Eukaryota; Metazoa; Chordata; Mammalia; Chiroptera; Rhinolophidae. Gene Ontology annotation, molecular function: calcium ion binding. The record is from RefSeq and is a predicted model, not a curated record. The coding region runs from base 1 to 1068 and encodes 355 amino acids.